This is a messenger RNA of Impatiens glandulifera, 1649 nucleotides long. RefSeq lists its product as uncharacterized. The record is from RefSeq and is a predicted model, not a curated record. Bases 37 to 1470 code for a protein of 477 amino acids. The transcript has 16 exons. NCBI's taxonomy places the organism in Eukaryota, Viridiplantae, Streptophyta, Magnoliopsida, Ericales, Balsaminaceae.
UUGAAUCUUCUUCUAUCUUUACUUUUGCUGUGCCAAAUGCGGCUGAUGAACAACUAUAAGCAAGCCAUAGCCUUACCUAUCUCCAGAAUCCAUAGUUUCCUUCUUCCCAAGAACAGACGAUUCACUGCUAUUAAUUUCUCAUCACCCGAGCAAGGAAAUGGAGAGCUUUUGGUGGUCGUUGGUGGCGGAGCCGCCGGAAUAUUUGGAGCAAUUAAGGCUAAAUCAUUAGCCCCUAAUCUGAAAGUGACUGUUAUUGAGAAAGGAAAACCCUUGUCCAAGGUUAAAAUUUCAGGUGGGGGUCGAUGCAAUGUAACAAAUGGGCAUUGUUUUGAUAACUGGGCUUUGGCACAACAUUAUCCUAGGGGUAACAAGGAAUUCAGAGGGCUUUUCUUCAAAUUGCAUGGUCCAAAGGAUACCAUGUCCUGGUUCUCUGACCAUGGAGUGGAGCUCAAGACAGAAGAUGAUGGAAGGGUAUUUCCAGUCAGUAACAAUUCAUCUUCAGUAGUGGGUUGCCUUCUUACUGAAGCAGAGAAUAAAAAAGUUUCAUUGCAGACUGGUAGAUCUGUUACAUCAGUCUCAACCGCUUCUGGUGGGAAAUUCCUUGUGAAGAUUGAGAAGCGAACUGCUGAUCUUGUGGAAUAUGUCGAGGCUGAUUAUGUAUUAAUAGCCAGUGGGAGUUCCAAGCAGGGGUAUGAUCUUGCUAUCCAACUUGGUCAUUCUAUUAUAGAACCUGUACCGAGCCUAUUCAGUUUCAAGAUUGAUGAUGCCAAACUUGCAGCUUUGGCUGGGGUCACAUUCCCUAAAGUCAAAGCAAAGUUAAAGCUAGAAAAUGUUGAGAAGAAUAUACCACAUCAUUCACAGGUUGGACCCAUGUUAAUUACCCACUGGGGUUUGAGCGGACCAGCAAUCCUUAAGUUAUCUGCUUGGGGAGCCCGUGAGCUUUUCAGUGCAGGAUACAAAGGAACGUUGUUGAUUGACUUUAUUCCUGAUAUCUUAAUUGAAGAUGUGAAGUCAAUUCUUGUUCAACAUAAGAAUCAUCAUGUGAGACAAAAAGUGUUGAAUUCAUAUCCUCCAGAGCUGGGUCUUGUGAAAAGAUUCUGGAAAUAUAUUCUUGAUCGAGAGGCUUUAGAUGGAGAAAUCUUAUGGGCAAGUUUUCCAAGUAAAGCUCUACUUUCUAUUGCGUCGAUGCUGAAACAGUGCCCGUUUAAAUUGAUUGGGAAGGGCCAAUACAAGGAUGAAUUUGUCACGGCAGGAGGUGUUCCAUUGUCGGAGAUUUCUCUUACCACAAUGGAGAGUCGAAUUCAGUCGCGCCUAUUCUUUGCGGGAGAGAUAUUGAAUGUGGACGGGGUAACUGGCGGUUUCAAUUUUCAGAAUGCAUGGUCAGGAGGGUAUAUUGCUGGAACAACCAUAGGCAAUCUGGCCAAUUCGUACUCAAUAAAUACUCUAUCUGAACCAAUAUCGUUAAGUUGAUGCAAAGAAUAGAGAUGAGAAUAUUUUUGAAGUGAGAUUACAUUAUUGUUUUACUAUGCUUAACACUACACCGAAGGAAAAAUCGUAUGUUUUAGAUUAUUGUUUAUUUUGGUGCUACAAAUAUUUAUAUGCAAUGUAAAACUAAGUUACGUUAUUGGGUUAUUCAGUUUUAUAAAAUA